AUGCGUUUCACCAAUCUCACCACUGCUGCUUUGCUUGCGGCUGUCGCCUCUGCAUCACAGACUGUGUAUCUAAUCCGACAUGGGGAAAAGCCUGCAGACGGGGGCGAUGGUCUUAACAUCCAAGGCCAGCAGCGUGCUCAAUGUUUACGGAAUGUUUUUGGAAGUGCGUCCCAGUAUAACAUCGGGUAUAUCAUCGCCGAACAGCCAAAGUCAAGUGGAAAACGUACGCGCCCAUUGCUGACCGUUCAACCGGUGGCCACCGAUCUCGGUCUGACAGUCGAUACCUCCUGCGACAAAGACGAUGCCAAAUGCGUGGCUAAGCUGGUAUCGGCAUAUAACGCAAAAGGAGCCUCCAAGAAUAUUCUGAUAUGUUGGGAGCAUCACAACUUAUCAGAUAUUGUGGAGGCACUGGGCGCCAACAACCCACCAACCUACCCUGAUGACUCGUGA
Molecule: messenger RNA, 450 nt
Organism: Venustampulla echinocandica
Lineage: Eukaryota; Fungi; Ascomycota; Leotiomycetes; Helotiales; Pleuroascaceae
Exons: 2
Coding region: 1-450 (149 amino acids)
Source: RefSeq, a predicted model, not a curated record